GGGAGGAUACUGGAGGUGAGGCAGGGAGCCAGGCAGGUUGUGGGCGAGUAAUAAAUAAUGCAAAUUAAUAGUAAAAAUAAGUCUUACGAAUGAAUGACUUAAUGGGAAAAUAGCAAGUAACAUCCCUCACUUCGGAAGGACAUGUACAAAAUGUAUUGUAUUCAGAAACAUAAGAUGAAUAGACCAUGCUUUGAAUUAUAACUUUAAAUAAAUGUGUUUAAAGUAAAAGGUGUUAGAAAAUAAUCUGCGACUUUGAAAGUGAUAAAAUAUGAAAACGAUGGAUUCUUUCUUGAAGGACAUUUCUUGGAAAUAUCUUCGCAUGUAUCCUCUGAAAGACAUCAUAUGGAAGGAUAUUACUGACACUCUGGUCAACUUUGAACAUGAUGAAUCUGUGAGCUUCCAAGAGAAUUUCCUGACUAACACUGUACAGCAUCCAAUUGCAAAAAGAUUUCCACCUACUACAAGUUAUGCUCGGUUGUUUCUCAAAAGUUUCAUUGAGCAGAUUGAAGGAAGUAACCAAGAAGUAUGUGAAGAUGUGUAUUUAGUCUACACAGAUCUCAUUACCCAGUCUGUAUCACUAUCAACAGAUCUUUGUUAUAGAACUUACAGACUACAGCCUGACUGUGUUCUGACAAUUAAGGAAACACGUAAACUGAUUUCAGAUGGGACGACUGGUUUGUAUACUUGGGAGGCUGGCCACGUGUUAGCAGAAUGGUGCUCAGAGAAUAAACCUCUGUUUCGGAAUAAAAGAGUCCUUGAGCUGGGUUCAGGUUUAGGCCUGAUGGGUUUAGCUGUUAUAAAGAUUUGUGAACCAGCCUCAUAUAUUUUCACAGAUCUGCCAACAACUGUCUUGACAACCUUGGCAGAAAAUGUAAAAAUUAACCUUGAAAGUGAUACAACCAAUGAAGUUUCUUCCAUCUGUGAUUGGACAGAUGGCAUGGAUACUUCAUACAAUCACACGAAAGUGAAUGUUAGAAGAUUAAACUGGGAGCAAGACUCGUGUGAUAUUACAACUGAUAUAAUUCUGGCUGCAGAUGUUGUGUAUGACCCUGCCAUUGUAAACUGCCUUGUUGACACCUUGAAGACUGCAUUGAAUAACAGCCCAGCGUCUGUAGCUAUUGUAGCGUGCACAUUACGGAAUUCUGACACAUUAGCAUUCUUUAAGGAUGUGUUAACCAAAGAGAAGGUGAAGAUAUCUUGGGAAACACAGAGGCAACACCAAGAGUCUCCAUCAUGGCCACAGUCCAUAGUUAGUCUCCUACAGCUAUCCUUAUAAAUAAUGUAAAGUGCAUGGACAGAGUUUGUCCAAGUUAUUAUGUGCACCUGCAAGGAAAGGAUAAUUAAAAUUUUCAUUUAUAUUA
This is a messenger RNA of Penaeus monodon (black tiger shrimp), 1361 nucleotides long. RefSeq names its product protein-lysine N-methyltransferase EEF2KMT-like. The coding region runs from base 269 to 1276 and encodes 335 amino acids. The record is from RefSeq and is a predicted model, not a curated record. The transcript is spliced from 7 exons. Lineage: Eukaryota; Metazoa; Arthropoda; Malacostraca; Decapoda; Penaeidae.